Sardina pilchardus (European sardine) is the source of this 2602-nucleotide messenger RNA. It is a transcript of the gene cdc14b, whose product is annotated as cell division cycle 14B. Gene Ontology annotation, molecular function: protein serine/threonine phosphatase activity; protein tyrosine phosphatase activity; protein tyrosine/serine/threonine phosphatase activity. The transcript has 15 exons. Bases 389 to 2056 code for a protein of 555 amino acids. Lineage: Eukaryota; Metazoa; Chordata; Actinopteri; Clupeiformes; Clupeidae. The record is from RefSeq and is a predicted model, not a curated record. Gene Ontology annotation, cellular component: centrosome; mitotic spindle; nucleolus. Gene Ontology annotation, biological process: cilium assembly; protein dephosphorylation; positive regulation of cytokinesis.
GUCUCUGCUGCUUUAAUAUGAGGUAGAAGCCCUGCGUAUUGCAAAACGUAAAGUCUGCUGCAAGUUUUCACAAAAUGUAAUUUUGCCAUUCGAGAACUCGGAAUAUCCAGAGCCAUAUGAAAUAUCCAAAUGACUUUUCUUCUUCUUCAGUAGCAUGAUUGCGUCACAGAUUCUGAAACUUGUCCUGUUUGGAGACGUCACGGCCGCACAGAAAAAUUGACAUCGUCGUUGCAAUAGCCUACCAGCUGUGAUGGCUACUGAGACCUGCAGCGUUUGGAAUGAAAGCACGAUGAGCUAAGCAGUGAAUACCUGGUUAUCUCCAGUGCAACCUUAGCAUAGCCCACUUGCUUGCGUAUUUACAAUGUCAGCUGUGCAUGCGUAAAGAAGUAUGAAACGCAAAUGUGAAAGAAAGCGAGAGUCGGGGAAAAGAGUCUGUGCAUCAAAGAGAGAAGAGGCGGAGCCGACCUCAGACGUUUAUAUCGGAAUAACAGAUCAACUGUAUUUCGCUAUUCUCCAGCACAAAGUCAGAAGCACCCCCGAGAGGCACUACUUUUGUAUUGACGAUGAGCUGUCUUAUGAGAACUUCUAUGCAGACUUUGGCCCCCUGAACUUGGCUAUGUUUUAUCGCUUCUCCUGCAAGCUGAACAAAAAACUGAAGUCCUUCACACUUGCAAAGAAAAAGAUCAUUUUUUACUCCUGUGGAGACAAAAGGAAACAAGCCAAUGCUGCCUAUUUGAUUGGAUCCUAUGCAGUAAUGAACCUCCAGAAAACACCUGAGGAGGCCUAUAGCCUGUUGAUGUCAAGAAAUGCUACAUAUAUGUCCUUCAGAGAUGCCUCUUUUGGAACUUGCAUGUACAAUCUGAAUAUUCUUGACUGUCUACGAGCUGUACACAAGGCGCUGCGGUUUGGAUGGCUUGACUUCUCCAACUUUGAUGUAGAGGAGUAUGAACACUAUGAGAGAGCAGAGAAUGGGGACUUCAACUGGAUUAUUCCUGAUAAGUUUUUGGCUUUCAGUGGGCCCCAUCCAAAGAGUAAAAUUGAGAAUGGCUAUCCGCUACAUGCACCUGAGGCCUACUUCCCGUACUUCAGGAAACACAAUGUCACCACCGUGAUCCGGCUCAACAAAAAGAUGUACGAUGCCAAACGCUUCACCGAUAUGGGCUUUGAGCAUCAUGACCUGUUCUUUGUGGAUGGCAGCACGCCAACUGACGCCAUUGUCAGCAAGUUCCUGCACAUCUGCGAGAAUGCAAAGGGAGCUAUAGCUGUUCACUGUAAAGCGGGCCUUGGCCGAACAGGGACCCUGAUUGGUUGCUAUCUGAUGAAGCACUUCAGACUUACAGCUGCUGAAGCCAUUGCAUGGAUCCGGAUCUGCAGACCUGGCUCAGUCAUUGGACCACAGCAGAAUUUUGUGGAAGAGAAGCAAAAUGGCUUGUGGGUGGAAGGUGACCUCUUCCGUGAGAAGCUGAGUGAGCAGGAGAAUGGCUCAAACAAGAUGGCUACCGUCACAGGCAUCCUGUCUGGUGUGGACGACAUCUCCAUCAAUGACUGCAACAAGAGCAGGCCGAGCAGGAAAGCAGGCUCAAAGCUGUACAAUGAUGAGGAUGAGAGCACUGCCAUCACUCAAGGCGACAAGCUGCGUGCACUGAAGAGCAGACGGCAGGCCAGAGCAUCCACAGGCUCCUUAUCGUUAAUUCUCCAGUCCAGUGCACAAACGGCAAAGCCCCAGAAGGAUGCUAGGAAGAGAAGCAGGACGUCACUUGGAGGAUCGAACACCGUUGGGAGCUCAUUCUCACACUCAAGGCUAGCAAGGUCCUUAGGCAACCUGAAUGUAAUUGCCAGUGAGACGGACCAAGCCAACACUGACCAUGUAGCCACCACUCGCAUCACUGUUCAGCAGUGGGACUGUAACUGCUUAAGCCCAACAAACCACAUCAACAACAACAGCAUCCACCAGCACCAUGGCCCACAGAAGCCUGGUCCAGCCCCCCUCAGUGCCUCUACACUCUGUGGGGCUGCCGUGGGCUUACAGCCCCCAUCACUCCAUAGCCAAAGCUAGAACACCUCUUCUGCGAUGAGCUAUGCAGGAACUGCAUUGAACUGAUCAUCUGGCAUAUUCUUUUUAAGGAACGUGCAUGAAUCUAACUCCUUUUUAAAGAAGAAAAACACACACGCAUAUAGCCUGCACCCAAGAGUUUUCCUUGAAAAGGACUACCUUUUAUUUUUUACUUUCUCAAUAAUGAAUGACUAGGUUAGGCCUACUAUGGUGUGGCUAAAGUGUAUUGACAAGUUCAGUAGUAGGCCCACCUGUUAUGUGUAAAUUGCAGUUUUUUAAAACGAAUGAAAAAAAAAAUGUUGGGUGAAAAACCUUUUAUUUUGCCACAGGUAACCUGUAAUAGCCUACUUUAAACUGUACAUAACCAGCAUUUGAUAAGCCUUGAAAAAAAUGGUGGUGUAAAUACGUGUAUAUAGCCUAUUUUGUAUCCUUUUUUUAAUCAUGAUUUCAGGGUCAGACAUCCUCAUAUUUUUCCGUUAUUUAAUCUGUACUAAUGUCCAGUGUAGAAUAUCAUAGCAGAUGUUUAAUAAAAACUCAUUCUGACCAGUC